CCGCGUGGCAACGGUAAUCGAAAGCGGUAUCGGUCAACAGUAACGGCACUGUUUAUCGGAAAAUGUGACGGAAUAUUGGCGGGAUUGUGCGUGUUAUAUUUUGUUUAUUUUAGUUUUCAUGUUGAUAAAGUAAUGAAAAGGUCUUUAUCAAAAACAGUGACAAGAUGAACAGAUUUUUUAAGAUGAUGGUGUUGAAAUAAAAGUUUUACAUAUUCCAACCGACAAUAACUUUCCUUGUUAAUAAAAGUGAGAUACCUAAUAGGUAUAAUCCAACCCAUCUAAUGAGUGACUAACCAUUUUGCGCAACGAUGUCUUCCGGCGAGUGGGACCUGCGGGCGCUGAAAGCGCUCGAGGAAGAGGAGCAGCGCGAGUUCCUGGCCCUCAGCCAGAGGAACCUCUUCGAUCCGCUGCCGAAUCCCACCGGCGAUGCGGCCAGUGCGAAGCCAUCGCUUACCUACGCCCAGUUGCAUCCGCACCUGCUGAAGUUGCCGACGAUCGAUGAGUGCCAACUGAUGGCCGUGAAGCAGCAAAGGUCAGCGGCCCUGCGAUUCAGCCGUGCUCUUUCCCUGUCCGCCCACUCGCUCACCUCGCGAACCGGAAGCGGUAUGGCCACCGGAAGCGGAAAUGGCCUUGGCCUCGGUCGGAAAUUGAAGGCCCGCUUGGUGGGCGCCAAAUCCAGUGGUUCGCUGUCGCCCGGUCGCCAUUCGCACAGCUACAGUGUGUCCCCGGUAUACACACCGCCGCCCAUGCGAAGAUGUGCCACCCUGCAUCACACGCAACCGGUUCGCAAGGCCUUCAAGAAUCUCCAGCAGCUGCAGGAGCGGAAGCGCCAGGCGGCCGGAAGUCACCUACAAAGGAUCGCUGGCACUGGAAAAACCUACUGGAAGUACGGAGUCAACUCGACGGCUGCCUCGAUAGUGGGCCAACGAGCCCGCCAAACGCAACAGAUCGAAGUGGAGGACUGCAACGGGUCGGACGAAGUGAAUUCGGAGCCACAGGAAAUCUCCGAAGCGGAAACGGGAUCCUGCAGCGUGCCCCUGCCCUCGAAGGACACCAAUGAAAUACUGCGUCUGAUGCUCAGUGCGGCCAGUUCGGCGGUCACGGUGACCCCGACGGCGGCGGCCAUUGGAAACGGCAGCGUGACCGGAGCAACUGGUGGCGGCCUGCCAGGGCGACGAUACCAGAACGCCAGCGACGCUGAGGAGGACGAAACUGUUGCGUACGAAGCUUUCCACCAGGCAUCCACCAAAAGCUUCGAGCGCGGCGCUCUCUUGCGAGUCGGCAGUUUAACAGUGCAAGAGAGCGAUAACGGUAAAGCCAAUGCAAUGAGUCCACAUAACAGUCCUGGUCGCGAAACGCAAUCCACAACGGCGGGUUCGGUGGGCAGGCGGAUGUUCAAGUCCUCCUCUUUGGAUUGGCCCGGGGAAUCACAGCAGCAUCAGCAGCAGCAUCAGCAACAUAAACCACAGACCCAUCAGCAACAUCUAAGCCAGCAGCAACAUCAGACUGCAAAUCAACUGGAGCUGGUCGAACCGACAAAGGAUAAUCGAUUCCGGCAGCGGGAUCACUGGGAACUCGACCACGUCCACUUCCAUCACGAGGCACUCGGACAUCUAGCCACCAACGGCGCCACCGUCAUCGAUGACGAACUGGAGCAGCAUAUCAAGCACUGUUCCUGCUCCUGCAAUCACAUGGGCUACGGCAACUCAAUGGACUAUCAGACGACUGGGUUCGGGGGAUUGCCCGACGUCACCGAGCACUCAAACAUCCGCCGCACACUGUCCCGCCAGAACUCGAUCUCGAACAGCGAUUCCGGCGGCGAGAUAGCCAGCAUCCAGAAGUCAAAGGUAAACUUUGGCAAUCCUUUGGCGGGGGGCGUGGUUGUGGGCGGCGACAUAGUGGGUCUGGACGCCAAGUCGCCCACAUCGCUCAGUUCGGCGGCGGGAGCCGGUGCCUCCGCGAAGGCGAAGGGAAAGGCCGCGAGAAAAGCGAACGCCGGAGCGGACGGCGGGCAGAAGGGGCGGAGGGGCUCCUGGCUGGUGGCCCUCACACUGGUCAGCGCCAUCUGCCUGCUGGCCAUCGCCGCCACCCUGGCCUACCAGCACUUCCUCAUGGCGCCGAGCCGAAAUUCGCACGCCCAAAGACUGAGAAUCGUCCGGCGCAUCCUGCGCGAGGUGCCGCUGGUCGACGGGCACAACAACUAUGCCUGGAAUGUACGGAAGUACGCCCACAGCAGCCUGGAGCUGCACCUCAGCCACGACGUCGACCACAAGUCGCUGUGGGCGCGGCCGGCGUGGGCGCAAACGGACAUGGAGCGACUGAAACAGGGACUGGUCAGCGUUCAAGUGUGGUCAGCAUAUGUGCCGUGCGAGGCGCAGGGUUUGGACGCGGUCCAGCUGGCGCUGGAGCAGAUCGACAUAGUGCGGCGCCUGUCGGACAUGUAUGCCCGGGAGACGGUGUUGGCCACCUCCUCGCAGGACAUUGUGGAGGCUCACCGCCGGGGCCUGCUGGCCUCGCUGAUUGGGGUGGAGGGGGGCCACACCAUUGGGUCCUCCUUGGGGGUCCUUCGCUCCUUCUACUCCCUGGGAGCACGCUAUCUCAGCCUGACCCAUCGCUGCGACGUGUCGUGGGCGGGAUCGAGUGCCUCGUCGGCGGAGCAGGGACUCACGCCCUUCGGCAAGGCCAUUGUGCGUGAGAUGAACCGGCUGGGCAUGAUGAUCGACCUGUCGCACAGCUCGGAUGCCACCGCCAGGGAUGUGCUCCAGGUGACCCGGGCCCCGGUCAUUUUCUCCCACUCCGCCGCCCGCCAGCUGUGCAACUCGACACGGAACGUGCCGGACGACAUCCUGCGCCUGGUGGCCGAGAACGGCGGCCUGAUCAUGCUGAGCUUCGACUCCGAGGACGUGGCUUGCGGACGACAGGCCCGCCUCCAGGACGUGAUCGAGCACAUCAAGUAUGUGCGGGCCAUUGCCGGCAUCCAACACAUUGGCCUGGGCGCCGGAUACGAUGGCAUCGAGCUGCCGCCCCUGGGACUCGAGGAUGUGUCCAAAUACCCGGAGCUGCUGGCCGCCCUGCUGGAGGAUCACAACUGGAGCGAAGAGGAUGUGGCCAUGCUGGCGGGCAGGAACUUCCUGCGCAUCAUGGAGACGGUGGAGACGGUGCGGGACUACUGGAAGCGGGCGGCCAUCCAGCCCAUCGAACAGACGGAGCCGCAGCCCAAGACGCAGUGCACCUACAUGUCCUCGUGACCGCAGGCGCAGGCGGUGAGGCAGCGGCGGGAUGAGCCGCCCACGGAGCGGGCCAAUCGCACCACCGCAUCGCUGGCGGGGGCGGACUUCUGGAACCGCAGUCCCGAAUCGAAGGACUCCGCCUCCAACCACUCGAAUCCUGCGGUCAUCGCGGCCUCGGCCACCAGUUUUACGGUCAGCGAACUGCUCCAGUGAAAUGCUUUGGAUGGCAAUUCAAUGUAAGGGAUUUUGGUUGCUGGCGGUUCGGUUUGCAGGGGAUAGAGAGCGGGUAAUAAAUCAAUGAUCAUUAAUCAAAAUAUCGAUCAAGUGCAGGGCAACAUUUAAAGCUGAAGUAUUUAAAAAUCCAAAUGUCAUUUAAAUUACACAAUAAUAUUAAUUUGAAACCAAUAAAUUGAUACUUUUGAGAGUCUAUGUCAAAGAGAUAAUUUUUAUUCGCAUCCGAUAGGAAUAAAUAAACUUAAAAUCAGAUAUUAUAUAUUUGUAUUCUUUAUUUUCAAUAUCUUAAAAUGUUUUUUAUGAAAAAGCUUAAAGUAAAAGGCAAAAUUAUUUAAUUUUCUUAAAAAUUGCUUAGUGUGUGGCAAAUAAAGAUGGUGGUUUUUUACCAUCAAUAAAUAACUAAACAUGUAUAUACAUUUUUGUAUUGUUUCGUGCAACUGUAGAGUAAGAUGUUUUUAGCUAAGAAGUUAGCCUGCCUGAACCUCUUGUCGCCAUUACUCGCUCUCAGCUGAAAUAGUAAACAACUGUCGUGUCGACCCUCGUGAAUAAUUAGUGUGUACUCGUAAUAUACUUCCAAAGGAUGCAUUGAUAGGCGUAUGAAUAAAUAAUAAUAAUAAUAAAUAUACUAGUAUUUAGCCCAUAAUUGUUUACAGCUAUACUUAUUGGUGUUGUGGCUAUGCAUUAUUUAUGCACAGUGCGGAUACUUAUUGAUGUUGCUGUACCACAGGGCGUAUGCGCGACGCAGCUAACUCUGAACUGCGAACCGAACCGCAAACCAAAACAUUUCUUGGCUUGUCUGUGACUGUAUUAUAUAUUAAUAUGUAGGGCACACACAUCAAUGAUUCACGCUAAUAGUCGCAAUUAAGCGCAAUAUAUUUAAUUAAAAACAUCACAAAGACACUCGAGUAUAAAUCAUCAAAAUUAAUUAAUUGCAGCAGAUUUCCCACAGUUGGCAUUAACGUUAGGCUCAAAAGUCAAACAAAACGCACUACAUAAUCGGUCGAAAGCACAGCCUCCUGGCGAAUGCAAUUAAAAAUACAUUUUCACCCUGGUUGCAUGUGAAUCCAUCUUAAUUUCUGUACUAGGUUAGUUACAAAGAAAAAACAAAAUUAAAAAAAAAAAACAAUACACGAAUUGUUGUUCGUAUAUGCAUAGCUACAUAUAUACCACACAAAAAAAGAAAUAAAAUUAAAAUUCCAGCAAAAGCAAAGCGUGUAAUCGAAUAGAGAGAAACGCAUUUCCAUAAAAAUAAAUCGAAAGUAAAAAAAUCGUGCUGU
Molecule: messenger RNA, 4741 nt
Organism: Drosophila gunungcola (fruit fly)
Lineage: Eukaryota; Metazoa; Arthropoda; Insecta; Diptera; Drosophilidae
Biological process (GO): proteolysis
Molecular function (GO): metallodipeptidase activity
Source: RefSeq, a predicted model, not a curated record